AUGGCGCCCAAUGCUGCUGGCCGCUUUCUGGCCAAAGUCUUGGGUAUCGACCUCGACUACCGCAAGGAACACGAGGGCCCACUUGCGUCCGCUGCAGCUUCCGUGGCCUCUGUUGACACCUACGUUGAACGGGAACCGACAACCUUAGAAUGGGUUUCACGAUUCCGACCCACGGCUACGGGCACCAAGAAUUACUUCCGCAGCCUCUUCCCCUUCUGGAACUGGAUCUUUCACUACAACUUGACCUGGCUCGCCGGAGAUGUCAUUGCUGGUGUAACCGUUGGCUUCGUCGUCAUCCCCCAAGGUAUGGCCUAUGCCAAACUGGCGCAGCUUCCGGUCGAGUAUGGCUUGUAUACCUCAUUUGUCGGCUUUUUACUCUACUGGGCAUUUGCAACCUCCAAGGACAUCACCAUCGGAACUGUAGCCGUCAUGUCAACCAUCGUUGGUAACAUCGUCAUCAAGGUCCAGGCCGAAAGUCCGGAAAUUCCCGCUGAAGCGAUUGCAAGAGCACUUGCAGUCAUCGCUGGCUCUGUCCUCCUGUUCAUCGGUCUGAUUCGAGCUGGCUGGAUUGUCGAGUUCAUCUCCCUCACUGCCAUCACGUCUUUCAUGACCGGAGCUGCUCUCAGCAUUGGUGUUGGGCAAGUGCCCACCCUCAUGGGCAUUCCCAACGUCAACAAUCGGGAUCCGACCUAUCUCGUGAUCAUCAACACGCUCAAGGGGCUGCCGAACACGAAGCUGGAUGCUGCUAUGGGCCUGACCGCAUUGACGAUGCUCUAUGGUAUCCGCAUCUUCUGCAGCGUCAUGUCUAAGAAACAGCCGCAUAGGAAGAAGAUGUGGUUCUUCAUCUCGACGCUCCGCAUGGCUUUCGUCAUUCUCUUGUACAUUCUCAUCAGCUGGCUUGCCAACAGGGGCAUCAAAGAUGCAAAGAAGGCAAAGUUCAAGAUCUUGGGCAAGGUACCCAGAGGCUUCCAACACGCAGGCGCUCCCAAAAUGAACACGGAGAUUUUGUCCGCAAUCGCGCCCGACAUUCCCGUUACCAUCAUCGUCCUCAUUCUAGAGCACAUUGCCAUUUCAAAGUCCUUCGGCCGCAUUAACAAUUAUACCAUCAAUCCUUCGCAGGAGCUUGUAGCGGUCGGGUUCACUAACGUGCUCGGGCCCUUCUUGGGUGCUUAUCCUGCCACUGGCUCCUUCUCACGCACCGCUAUCAAAUCGAAGGCUGGCGUCCGCACCCCGUUGGCCGGUAUCUUUACCGCCGUCAUUGUCCUCCUGGCACUGUACGCACUGACGGCUGUCUUCUUCUACAUUCCAAAUGCAGGUCUCGCGGCCAUCAUCAUUCACGCGGUUGGGGAUCUCAUCACCCCUCCAAACGUGGUAUACCAGUUCUGGAAGACGUCUCCUCUCGAGGUUGUCAUCUUCUUCGCAGGCGUGCUGCUUACUGUGUUCACGAACAUCGAAAACGGCAUCUAUCUGACCAUCUGUGCGUCUCUCGCAUUGAUGUUAUGGCGUCACUUGAAGUCUCGCGGCGUCUUCCUUGGCAAGGUCACCGUCUACCGAGCCACUCCUGACGCAUUGGCACGCAACGGAGACGCGUAUGGACCUGGCGGAGAGGCGCUCACACGAGAGGCGUAUCUCCCUGUCAAUCAUCACGACGGGUCGAAUCCGGCCCUCAAGUUCGACACUCCCUAUCCCGGAGUAUUCGUUUAUCGCUUCAGCGAAGGCUUCACCUACCUCAAUCAGCAGCAUUACCUUGACGCGUUGGUAGAGCAUGUCCAGGCAACCGCGCGGCCGACGAAACUCGACCGCUACGAAAAGAUCGGAGACCGCCCGUGGAAUGAUCCCGGACCCCGCCGUGGGCAGCAGAUAAACCUGGAGGACAGCCGACCGUUCCUGCGUGCCAUUGUCCUGGAUUUCAGUUCCGUCAACCACGUCGAUGUCACCUCCGUCCAAGGGCUCGUUGACGUCCGCAAUCAGCUUGAUCGCUAUGCCGCCCCGGAAAGUGUCGAGUGGCACUUCGCGUCCAUCAACAGCAGGUGGACGAAGCGAGCUCUGACGGCGGCAGGCUUUGGAUAUAUUUCCACAGAUAAGCUGCGUGCUCGGUCCCACUGGACUCCUGUGUACUCGUUUGCGGCUCUGGACGAUGGUAGCGUGCGGGAUCCCAAGAAGGAGGACCUCGAAGCUGCCCAGCACGAUGCCGUCCGUGCGUCCGCUGGCAACAAUGGCAGCGGCUUUCCCAGCAAGGUUACUACUAUCCAUGGCCAAAACCGGCCCUUCUUCCACAUCGAUGUCCAGAGCGCAGUGGAGAGCGCAAUUGCGGGGAUUGAGGGUAAGCUGGCGCAUACUACUACGUCUGGGUCCAGCGAAGGCGUGGUCGAGGCGUCUCUGAAGCAGGGAUGA
This is a messenger RNA of Westerdykella ornata, 2394 nucleotides long. RefSeq names its product sulfate permease 2. NCBI's taxonomy places the organism in Eukaryota, Fungi, Ascomycota, Dothideomycetes, Pleosporales, Sporormiaceae. Gene Ontology annotation, cellular component: membrane. Gene Ontology annotation, molecular function: secondary active sulfate transmembrane transporter activity. The record is from RefSeq and is a predicted model, not a curated record. The transcript has 6 exons. Gene Ontology annotation, biological process: transmembrane transport. The coding region runs from base 1 to 2394 and encodes 797 amino acids.